AUGGGCAUAGAGAGCUACUUCCUAAAGUACGUUAAGGCGACGUACAUAACGAGGAGGAGAAGUGAAAUGAGGAAAACCAUAGAGAAUUUGAAAAAUAAUAUUUACACGUACAACAAUUACAGCUGUAAAAAUAUAAAGUAUCACAUGGGGGAAGAAGAUAAGUGCGAUAGGAGUAGCCACUACAGCGUUCAAAUUGAUGAGCAAGUGGAGAAGGUGAUGCGUUUUGUUAAUCCUCUCCCGUUUUAUGAGGAGAAUAACACGUCAAGCAGCCCUCCACAGGGAAAUAAUAAUCAGACGGAAUAUCCAAAUGAAGACAAGCAUGAAAGAUUUAACACAAGUCAGCCGUAUCGUGACAUGGCAUGCACUCACACGGAAGGUAGUCCCAACACAGAGAGAGGGGAAGAUCCACCAGAAGGAAAAAACAACACAUACAUUUUAAAUUAUCGAAUAAAUCACAUCGUAGGGAGAAGAGGAAAAAGGGAACAGUACAGAUACACCUACUUGAAAUCCCCAUUCAAAUACAAAUAUGCAUUAAGACAUUACGUUUUUGAAAAAUAUAAAUAUCAUUUCUAUUUUUACAAUAUCACUCACUUUAACAUUCAUAUAAUUUUUAACAUCAUUUUAUCCUCCAUGACAAGCCAGACUUCGGUCAAGUGCAACAUCCACUGGUUCUACCCUGGGAGGAAUUUAUUCGAUUCUGAAUUUUUGAGAAGGUGUUUUCUUCCCUUGAUGGAGGGGAGGCCCGAUCGGCCCGAGGACCGUUCAGAGAUCAAUUCGUAUUUGCAGAGACACAUAGAAGAGGCAUACAAUAAUGCGGUCAAUAAUGAAGCGGGUAGCAAAUCAUCCUCCCCACGGAACUUUGACAUCAACUUAGACUUGACAAAAUAUAAUAUACAAAAUUUGUUACCCUUGUUUUUUCAAAAUAAAUCAUUUAGUCAGAAUUAUAAGAAUCUGUUCCUACUGGAAGAGAAAUGUUUCAAAAAAGUGAAAAGCAAAAUUAGGAAAAAAAAUGUUCACUGGUUUCUGAAUAAAAAUCCAAAUGGAUAG
Messenger RNA from Plasmodium inui San Antonio 1, 1047 nucleotides. RefSeq lists its product as hypothetical. The transcript has a single exon. Lineage: Eukaryota; Apicomplexa; Aconoidasida; Haemosporida; Plasmodiidae. The coding region runs from base 1 to 1047 and encodes 348 amino acids. The record is from RefSeq and is a predicted model, not a curated record.